UAUAAUGUAUUACUCUAACCCUCUAGCCCCAGACAAUGUGCUGAUUUCAGAAGGCAAAUUUGUUGUAAAUUGAUUGUUUACCAAUAUAAGAAGUGACACUACAUCUAGACCAAAUUAGAUCAAGGAUAGGGCAGUGUUUCUCAAACUUUAGAGAGGACCACAGUCACCUGGAGGGUGUAUUAAAAACAUUGCUGGCACCCACUCCUAGAGGUUCUGUUUUGAUUUUGCAUUUUAAACAAAUUUUUAGGUUGAUGCUGAUGUUAGUACUGCUGAUCUUUGGAUCACACUUUGAGACCCACUGAUCUUGGACAGGAAAAUGAAGCGAGUAUAACUGUUCAGUUCCUCCUGAUUAAGGUCUUCACGGAGAAGGGAAAAAACACUAACAUUUAAGUCUGUACCCUGUCAAAAUCCUGUGCCACGUGAUUUGUAGUCAUUGUUUAACUUAACCCUUGAAACCACUCUGCAAAGCAGUCCCCAGGCCCAUUUUCCCUCAAACAUACACCUGUUAAAAACUUGCUGGAGUAAUUCUUUCUUCACUGGCAGCUUAUACCUUAUAACUGAAAGAAUAAUAUUGACAUAUACCCGUACAAAUGGGAUUUUAUUUAAUGUAGAGGAUAUGUUAAGUUCCAUUGCUGACUAUUAUGUAUUCAUUACUCUUCUUGUUGACUUACGAGAGAGAUAAAAUGUAGAUUAAUUUAGCAGUAAUGAUUAUACAAUAAAUGGAAUUAAAUUUUGAGAUAUAGUUUCUCAUAAAGAACAUAAAGUGAAUGAGAGCUUGACUUUAAAAAUCAAUAUAUUACAUCUUUCAGAUCACAGAAAAAAUGAGCCUAUGUUAAUUUUGUGUGUGUUUUUUUUAAUGUUGCCAAUUGGUUAUUGACCAGCUGUACUUUAGAAAAAUACAGGAGGAGGAAUGGUAAAUUUCAGAAUAGUAAGUAUUAAGGUAUGACCAAAUCCUUGAUAACUCAACCAUAAGACUUAUUUAAAGCACAGUAUUUUCUGCUAAUAUUGUUUUUGAAAAGUCAACUUUUUUUUGAAACGUCAACUUGUUUUUCCUGGAACUCAGUGAAGUUACUUUGUGUUGUUUGACAGACAGCAUCAUACAGAAUUAUUAAAAAAAAAAAAAAAAAAAAAAAAAAGCAGUGAUCCAAGCAGUUGAAUUGGAAGCACUCUGGGGAAACCUGCUGUUUAUUGUGAAAAUCAUCUUCGAUCUCGGAAUUAAAAGUAAAGCUGGAAAGGAAUUUACAAACGAGAAAAAAAAGAAGUUUGGAAUCGGAUUCACAGGAUCUGGGCUUGGAAAUGCCUCAGGUAAAUCAUACAGACCUAGUGUAAGCGGAAUGGAUCCGCCUUUCGGGGAUGCCUUUCGAAGCCACACCUUUUCGGAACAAACUCUGAUGAGCACAGAUCUCUUAGCAAACAGUUCGGAUCCAGAUUUCAUGUAUGAACUGGAUAGAGAGAUGAACUACCAACAGAAUCCUAGAGACAACUUUCUUUCUUUGGAGGACUGCAAAGACAUUGAAAAUCUGGAGUCUUUCACAGAUGUCCUGGAUAAUGAGGGUGCUUUAACCUCAAACUGGGAACAGUGGGAUACAUACUGUGAAGACCUAACAAAAUAUACCAAACUUACCAGCUGUGACAUCUGGGGAACAAAAGAAGUGGAUUACUUGGGUCUUGAUGACUUUUCUAGUCCUUACCAAGAUGAAGAGGUUAUAAGUAAAACUCCAACUUUAGCUCAACUUAAUAGUGAGGACUCACAGUCUGUUUCUGAUUCCCUUUAUUACCCCGAUUCACUUUUCAGUGUCAAACAAAAUCCCUUACCCACUUCAUUCCCUGGUAAAAAGAUCACAAGCAGAGCAGCUGCUCCUGUGUGUUCUUCUAAGACUCUGCAGGCUGAGGUCCCUUUGUCAGACUGUGUCCAAAAAGCAAGUAAACCCACUUCAAGCACACAAAUCAUGGUGAAGACCAACAUGUAUCAUAAUGAAAAGGUGAACUUUCAUGUUGAAUGUAAAGACUAUGUAAAAAAGGCAAAGGUAAAGAUCAACCCAGUGCAACAGAGCCGGCCCUUGUUGAGCCAGAUUCACACAGAUGCAGCAAAGGAGAACACCUGCUACUGUGGUGCAGUGGCAAAGAGACAAGAGAAAAAAGGGAUGGAGCCUCUUCAAGGUCAUGCCACUCCCGCUUUGCCUUUUAAAGAAACCCAGGAACUAUUACUAAGUCCCUUACCCCAGGAAGGUCCUGGGUCACUUGCAGCAGGAGAGAGCAGCAGUCUUUCUGCCAGUACAUCAGUCUCAGAUUCAUCCCAGAAAAAAGAAGAGCACAAUUAUUCUCUUUUUGUCUCCGACAACUUGGGUGAACAGCCAACCAAAUGCAGUCCUGAAGAAGAUGAGGAGGACGAGGAGGAUGUUGAUGAUGAGGACCAUGAUGAAGGAUUCGGCAGCGAGCAUGAACUGUCUGAAAAUGAGGAGGAGGAAGAAGAGGAAGAGGAUUAUGAAGAUGAUAAGGAUGAUGAUAUUAGUGAUACUUUCUCUGAACCAGGCUAUGAAAAUGAUUCUGUAGAAGACCUGAAGGAGAUGACUUCAAUAUCUUCACGGAAGAGAGGUAAAAGAAGAUACUUCUGGGAGUAUAGUGAACAACUUACACCAUCACAGCAAGAGAGGAUGCUGAGACCAUCUGAGUGGAACCGAGAUACUUUACCAAGUAAUAUGUAUCAGAAAAAUGGCUUACAUCAUGGAAAAUAUGCAGUAAAGAAGUCACGGAGAACUGAUGUAGAAGACCUGACUCCAAAUCCUAAAAAACUCCUCCAGAUAGGCAAUGAACUUCGGAAACUGAAUAAGGUGAUUAGUGACCUGACUCCAGUCAGUGAGCUUCCCUUAACAGCCCGGCCAAGGUCAAGGAAGGAAAAAAAUAAGCUGGCUUCCAGAGCUUGUCGGUUAAAGAAGAAAGCCCAGUAUGAAGCUAAUAAAGUGAAAUUAUGGGGCCUCAACACAGAAUAUGAUAAUUUAUUGUUUGUAAUCAACUCCAUCAAGCAAGAGAUUGUAAACCGGGUACAGAAUCCAAGAGAUGAGAGAGGACCCAACAUGGGGCAGAAGCUUGAAAUCCUCAUUAAAGAUACUCUCGGUCUACCAGUUGCUGGGCAAACCUCAGAAUUUGUUAACCAAGUGUUAGAGAAGACUGCAGAAGGGAAUCCCACUGGAGGCCUUGUAGGAUUAAGGAUACCAACAUCAAAGGUUUAAUCAGCCUCAUUGGACCACUGGUCAGAAAUGUCUGCGUUUUGUCACGUUAUCAAUUGUAAAUUUUCAUUCUGUUUUGCAUGUCAGUUAGCAUUAUGUAAACAUUUACAAUUAGGUUACAUUGUUUUAAGAACUAAGUAGCAUAAGUGAAGCAUGAUCCAAAAUACUUGAUUAUUGCAUUUUCAGAGCAUAAACCAUGAUUAAAACUGCUACUGGCGUCAGAAUUGAAAAUCAUAGUUUAAGUAAAUGUUUAGGUACAGAUUACAAAAAUCUGUUAAAUCAAAACAUUUUGGAGGAGUGAAAUAGUAAAAUGCCAAGUAUUGUGGCAGAUUUAUGCUCUGAACCACACACACAAAAAAUUGAGGAAGCAUUUUUUUAAACGGUCGGUUUAAAUUGUUUUUAGAAUUAUUGCUUUUUGUUCUAAUUUUCCACAACCAUUAAUCUCACUUGUAUAUGGCACACCCAGCACUUGUGCCUGUGGGCCAUAUUAGAUGUUCAUUGUCAGAGCUCAAGAUGAUAUAUAUAAAUAUAUAUAUAUAUAUAUAUACACACAAAUGUCUGUGCAAGUAAGAAAAAAAAAAGCAUAUUCUUUGUGCCUUGUAUUUUGGGGAAACUAUAAAACUGGUAAUAUUUUGUAUGAUGAAAACCCUAAUGAGAAAAAAACAAGAUAUAUAGAUGGAAAAAUUAUGGGGUUUAAAUGUUUUUUUGUUCCAACUCUUUUUCAGAUUUUUUGAAUGUAUAUAGGACUAUGUUGAAAUGUAGAUAUAUGCCACAGAGUCUGUGUAUUGUAUAAAAAACAAAACAAAAAAAAAACAAAAAAAAGAUGGCUCUAGAAAACUCAUAUUUCGGUACUUGACCGGAAGAAGACAAAUACUUGCACAUUAUUGCGAUUGUUUUAUUUUUUGUACCAAAGACAAAUGCAACUGAUAUGGCAAACUGCCAGUCUAAGUAAAGUUUUGCACAGCUUACAUGAUACUGUAUGAAUGUAUGAAAAAAAGGAGAAAAAAAAGAAAAAAAAAGGUCAGGGUUAGGGAUCUUACUGAACUGUGAAUUUUAUUUCUGUUUGGGUCCAAUUAUCUACAGAAGGAGCAUCCAUACAUACAAAUAUUAUUUUGCUGUUCCUCUAGUUCGCUUCCAUAGUAGAUAAGUUGGUGGCCAUUUAGAUGUCUUUUAUUUCUGCACUUACUGUAGGAAAUUUUAAUAUAUUUCAUUUUAGUAAGCUAUUGGUAAAAUAGUUUUUGACUUUGAAAAUUAAAAUGUUUAUUUAGCUUAUUGUAGUAUACUUCCACCAGACAACAAAAUAGAUUAUUUUUAUUGUAUUAUGUAUAUAUAUAUAUGUAAAGAAAGAAAAAAGCUAAAAAUAUCUGAUUCUUUAGUUGCCACUUUUCCAAUUGAUGUAUUAUUGUGCAUGUAAUAUUUUCAAAGAUCAACACAGGCUUAAAACAAAAACAAUUUAUAGAUUUUUAUAUUUUUGUACAGGUAUUUUCAAACUAGCUUCUUCAAACUUAACAUGUGACUUAUUCUUCUAUAGUUUCUAGAAUUGAGAAACAUUAACACAUUUAGUUUUUAGGUGCUCUUUUUUGCUCAUAUAAAACAGCUUCAUUAGUCAGUGUUUUAACUGUGUUCAAGCUUUACCUCUUGAUGAGAAAUUUCUUAUGUCAAGGCAGCAUUAUAAACCUUCCCCCACAGAUUUUUCCAUCCUGUCUCUCUUAACUGUUUUAUUCUCAAAUCUUGUGUUUUGAACUCUGAAAACUGGUGGCUUAAAAACUAAAAAAAGAAAAAAAGCAUAUUUAGCAAGGAAAAAAAUACCAAAAAUUUCAGGCACAGCUGCUGGUAAAAUUAUCUAUUUCUCCAUUACCCACUGUAGGAUUUCUUUUUAAAUUAUACUUUGACUAUAAAGUGUCAAAGUAUAAUUUGUUCUUUUCUUUUACUUCUUAUACCCUAUUUGUAAGCUAUAGCAUAUGAAGCUAUAGCUUGUGAAGGUUUGAUCUAGAACACCCAGUAACAAAUGAACAAUGUUGCUUACCUGCAUCUGUGACAUCUUAAAAAAGAAACCCAAGAAGAAUUGUAAGGAUUGUCUUACCACCUUAGCUGAACUGUGAUGCACAAGAUUUUUCUGUGUGUUUGGUGGAAAUGUACCUGGUUAGGACAUUCACGCUAAACAGAUGAUAAGCUCAAGUCUAAUGGUUUAAUAGAAUGUAAGUUCAUUGUUUAAAGCUUUUCCUUUUUAGGUGAGAGAAGCAAAGCACAGGCUUGCAAGUUGGAAGUAUAUGAAGUCUUGACAGAAUGUGUCUGGUAAAUUGAAAAGUGUUUCAAACUAUGGCAGUUUUGCAAUCAGGUGAAAAUCACCUCAUGAUAUUCAGCUGAUAAGGUUUAUAGAAUUGCCCCUUUCUAGCUGCUCUGUUAGAAUUCUGGUUUUUGAUACUUUUUUCCGGUCUGCAAACCAGAAUUUGAUUUUUUGGUCUUGCAUUUCAAAAAAAAAGACUUUGAAUCUGUUUAGUAGAUUCCAUAUCCUUGAGUUUCAGUGUUUUAUAUGUACUACUUAAGUUAAAUAGUUAAAAGCUUUUAAAUAGUUGAGCUUUUUAAUGUUGACACUUUAUUUUGUACCUAUUUAUAUAUGUAUGUAUAUCUUAGAAAAGCACUUUGUUAAAAAAUUGCAUUUUAUAUGAUUCCUGCCAUUUGCUGCUAAAUCUGGGCUGGUCAGAAUGCUGCAGCGAUACUUGAUCUAUAUAAAAACCUGGCAGUAAAAUGUAGAGUGAAAGUUAAAUCCUCUUGCUGUUUUAACUUUAUCAUAAAGAUGACAUAGGCAAGCUGUGCAGCUUUACAUUUUAACCAGGGGACUCUGUGGCAUUUAAAACCGUCUAGAAAUGGUUGUACUUUAAUGCCAGUAAUAAUCUGCUUCCUCUAUUGUCAUUAAAAUAUAUACGUUUAGUGUAUCACACAAACCAAUCUUAUAAGGGUAAUGUAAAAACCCCAACAAUUGUACAUGUUCUGUUUUUGAAAAUUGUGGCAUGUAUUUUUGGGUGAAGAUCAUUAGAGAAGAGUUCUCUAAAGGUUUUCUGUGUUCAUACAUGGUAUACAGAUAGCUCAUAAUGAAGUCCAGAAUCUUACUUUAAGUGAAGGCAUUGUGAAUUCACCUCAAGUAAACCCAUUGUUCCAAAGCAAUUAUAAACUUUGACUCUAGUACUACUAUGAUUUUAAAAAAAAAACCAACAAAAACCUUUUUUCCUAGUUUCAGAUACACUGGAUUCUUUAUAGAGUUUGUCUCCAUAUGAAAGCAUGCUGUCCAGUCGCUCUUGUUAAGAUCUUGUCUGAGUUUUGAAUUGGGUGCCACACUUUUCCAGUCAAUAUAAUUGCUUGUUCUACUGUACCAUGUAUGAUUCUUGUCCUUUCCUAUAUCCUUCAUGACAGAUUAUGAUGUGGCUUUAUAUUGUGCCUUACUUGUACAUUUAAAACUAAACGUCUUCAUUCCCUUCCACUUCCUACAUCUUUAACUUUGACCUUUUUGGUAAGAGAAUCAGAACUAUUACAAAAGCAUCAUGAAGGAUUUCAGAUGGGUAUGGUUUCAAAUUCCCUCUCUUUAUAGUUAUUUUAUAUUUGUAUGAAAGACCAGUUUUGGAUGGUCUUUGAAUAUGAGGGGGAAAGAUUAGCAGUAAUUUCACUACAUCCCUUUUCUCUGACUUUCAUGCAUUUCUCAUACAUCUUCUUUCUGAUGCUUGACUUUAUUUGCUUCCUAGCAAUAGUCUGCAUUUAAAGAAAGGUGUGUUCAGUUCAUCAGCUUGAAAUUGACUAUUUCAUUUUUCCAGGAUUUUUUAGGAGAAGAGUACCCAUUUUGUUUUAUAAAAACAGAUGACAAGUCUCUUUAAAAGAAACAGAAGUACAGUACUUUUGAAAUACAAUGCUGUUAGUUUGGAUUUCUUUUUAUAUAUAUAUAUAAUAUUCAUACAAUGAUCUGAUGUUUGCCUUCAUUAAUAAAGCUGUUAGUUUAUUCACCAAAAUGUCAAGAAUGGAUGUGCUUUUCUUUAUUGCAUACGUUUAAAAAAUUUAGCUGCUAAGAUUUAGUUAAUGUUCUAAUAAAUGAAUUCAAGUUGCCUUCAGCAAGAAUUAACAAAAACUACGUUCCCUUUAUAUAGUUUCCUAAAAUUCUGUUCAAGUAUUUUCUAGUUAAUUAUGUAACAGAAUGUUAGCAUCUCUCCAUAUCUUGAAACUUGAAUUUUGAGAAUGCAUUGAAUUAUGCUUUCAGUGUUAAAGUAAAAGGUUUCAAUUAUCCUUCUAGUGAAGUCUGUUGUGGAAUACCAUUUCCCAUGGAACUGAGGCCAUUUCCACAACUUUGCACAGAACUUGCAGUCUUGUUCUUCCCUUGGAUCAUGACAAAUAAGUCUCACACAGUGCCGUAAUACUUGUGGAUUCUUUUGUAAUCUUUGUAAUCUUAAUAAGGGCAUUAUGAGAAGACGACUCCAUGUUUUUUUAAUACUUCAAACACAUUGGGAUGUAACAAUGAAUGUCAACUGUAGGAAUGGUUGUUUCGUUUUAAGGAAUAAGCAUGUUGGGGAAAGAUGAUGAAAAUGUACUACUGAAAGUUAUACACUUCCAUAGGCAAAUGGGAUUAUGUGUUGAAGCAUAGUCCUCAUGCUUAAUAAACUGACUGAAAUUGUAGAAAUUACACCUAGGAACUGAGCUAGGUCAAAUUGCCAUUUUUGUUUAGAUAAGAGAGUUUUGGAGGUAGUAGUGAGGGGUUACAACCUUAAAACUGCUUCCAAACAGUAUUUUGGAAUUGAAGACUUGGUGACUAGUGAAGAACAUCAAAGUUGGGUAUUUCAAUGUGCCAAGUUUGGGUGAACUAGGUUCGGUUUGCCUCUUUCAUAACAAUGUAAACACAAUGGUGUAGUUAAUUAAAUUCUGGGUGGAUAGGAGCAGGACUGAUUACUGUGUCUUGCUCUUCGCCCUGUUUUUUUCAGAACCAAAUAACAGAAACGUAUAUGUGUGUACUGUAUCUGCCUUUCCACCACAUUUUUAUGACACUGUAUUCCACUGCCUGCUUUUUUACCUUCUUUCCCUAGGGUUUGUCCUACAGCUUAGUAUUGUGGUUGACAACAAUACUAGGGCUGACAGCACAGAAGUCACAAGAGAAGAGUGGAAGGGCAAGAAUUCAAAGCAUUUGUUCAUACAAUGUGGCAACCUCUUUUGCAUAGUUGCGUAGGAUCCUGUUUGUAAUGCUAUCAUAAAUAUUCUGUAGUUUUGUUUUUUUUUUUCUCUCUCCCAACUGGAGCUAUGACACUUUUUAUUGGAUUCAGUCUUGUCUCUUGUCUAGAAAGAACUUUAUCUUGUUGACGCAUGAGCUGUUUAAAAAUUAUUCUAUUAAAUGUUGGUUAAUAGUUGUGCAGUUUUUCAUUUCAGAAGGAAAGGCAAUGCGAAUUUUGCCUUUGUUUUCUGUCACCUUCCAAUCCCUGAGCACUUCUAGUCAGAUACAGAUUCAUCAGUGUAUGCAACAUCCUUUGUAAUUUAAAAUAAAAAAAGAUGAAAAGAAAA
This is a messenger RNA of Macaca mulatta (Rhesus monkey), 8756 nucleotides long. NCBI's taxonomy places the organism in Eukaryota, Metazoa, Chordata, Mammalia, Primates, Cercopithecidae. The record is from RefSeq and is a predicted model, not a curated record.